CUUCCUCGUACCACGACCAUCUCCUUUACGACGACGACCAACUACACAGCCAUGUCUGGACUUCCCCCCGUCAUCGACUCCGCCCAGCCCGGCACCCCCUCCAGCGAGUGGGCGCGUUCGACCACUACCGCAGCACUAAGCCGCACAGAGCCUGCUCCCGCUUUCUCGACUACAAACGACAACACCUCAAUCCCACCCACCACAGGCGGUGUCUCCGUCUCUUCAGCCAACGACGCGCAGAAGGGCACGUUUGACGCCAAGACCUACCAUGUCGCCCCUACCACCCCCGGCUCUGAGUUCCCUGGCGCGUAUCCUCCUACGCCUGGAGAACGUGCUGGUGGUCCCAUAUCCGCUGACACGGUGAGGGAAACCGCCACGAACGCGGCCACGACCGCGCAGAGUGCAGCUGCCACUGCGGGCGGCUACAUCCAGUCUGCCGCGACGACUGCCGCGGGGUACCUGCCCCAAGGUGUCGUUGACACUGUCACUUCCUACAUCCCCUCUUCUACCACCACCUCUACCAUGUCCACCGCACGCGCAUCAGAGCACGACACGGAGCACAAGACCUCGUUCCCGACUCGCGAAUUCUCUGGCGCGAGCACUGGCGAGCGCACAGGCGGCGUCGGCUCCCUCCCCGGCCCUCUCAACGAGGCUGCCGUCACGAAGCUCCCCCACGAGCGCGUAGACGAGGAGAAGUACAUGACCGCCGCGGCUGCUGCCACCGCGCUCGCCGCUGGGGCAUACGCCGCCAAAGACCGCGUCGCGAACGCUCUUCCGUCCGCCCAAGACGCGUAUGACGCGAAGGACCGCGCCAUCGGUUCUCUGCCUUCGACUCAGUCAGCUUCGCAGACGCUCGGGCAGAUCUCGCAGAACACCGCGCAGACCGUAAAAUCUGCAGCACCCGCCAUCCCCGGCGUGACCAGCACCACGCACUCCACCGCCGUCACCGCCUCCACCAUCCCCAGCCGCGAGCUCAACGGCGCACAGCCGGGCGACCACUCCUCCGGCGCGGGCGCGCUCCCGGGCUUCCAAGACGAGCCGCACGUCGCGCGACUCCCUGAAGAGUCCGCGAACCCGCAGUACGACUCUGGUCCCAUCGACAGCGCGGCGCAGGCUGCGCUCAAACCCUCGCAGGAGCGCUUCGGCAACGAGUCCGCGACCGGCGAUAUGCGCCGCGUGGGCGGCGUUGGAGCCUUGGUCGGCGGCCGCGACGAGUCGGGUGUCGCACUGGCGCCCGAUGAGCGCGCGGGUACUGCUGCGUCUACGACUGGGGCGAGCAGGGUGUUGCCGUCGCAGGAGCCUCUUGGCAACGACGCGGUGGGUACGCCGAAGAAGGUCGGCGGCGUUGGGGCCCUUCCCGGCAACUUCAACGAGUCCGGCGUAGCUGUCCUCCCCGACGCGCGCGCGUCGACUGGUACCGGCACUGGUACCGUCACGUCGCCUAAGACGUCGACGCCCGCACCCGCAGUCCCUCCCAAGGACGAGCACGCCGACAACGGCGGUGAGAAGAACUUGAAGAGCUCUGCAGGUGGAACACACGGGAAGCCCAAUGAGAUGCAAAGGAUGGACGGACGGAAGGACGAGCGUGGGCAGCAGCACGCGCUCUCUGGGGACCCUGGGUCUGGUCGCACUGCAGAGUCCAUGGACCACCAGUCUGAUCAGGUUAAAGACAAGCCGCGCGAGCGGCAGGCAGACGCCCUGCACGCGACUCUGAGGCCUCGGGCACAUGCGCUCGGGGCGGAGGAGGCGCGCUGGGGCGGGGCGCCGCUCAGUGGCGCGAGUGCGCGCGAGCAGCUCGAGUCCGAUGAGCGAGCAGAAGGCGCCGCAUACGACACCGACUACCACCCCGCAGACCUGCACCCCGCGCCCACCACCCCGACCUCCCACUCUGACAAGGCCGACGACGAGUCGCGCCCGACGGAGUCGCGCCACGAGAGCGCGGCGCCCGACUCCCCUUCGACCACCGCGUCGCCCGCGACGAAGGCGAAGAAGGCGGGGUUCAUGGACAAGAUGCGCGGCGAGGCGAAGGUGCUGCUCGGGCGGAUGGAGCACAAUCCGGGCAAGGUCGAGGCGGGGCAGCGGCAGAAGGCCGGGGAGGCGUAAACGUCCUCCGGUCGGUGUACGCGUACCGAUUUGGACAGGUUGAUUUACUGUAAUGGUGUACGAUAGAGCCCGCGCAACGCGGCGUGUAAUCAUAAUU
Trametes versicolor FP-101664 SS1 is the source of this 2200-nucleotide messenger RNA. RefSeq lists its product as uncharacterized. Lineage: Eukaryota; Fungi; Basidiomycota; Agaricomycetes; Polyporales; Polyporaceae. The coding region runs from base 52 to 2103 and encodes 683 amino acids. The transcript is spliced from 5 exons. The record is from RefSeq and is a predicted model, not a curated record.